Molecule: messenger RNA, 2890 nt
Organism: Pseudoliparis swirei
Lineage: Eukaryota; Metazoa; Chordata; Actinopteri; Perciformes; Liparidae
Product: gastrula zinc finger protein XlCGF17.1-like
Exons: 1
Coding region: 71-1228 (385 amino acids)
Biological process (GO): regulation of transcription by RNA polymerase II
Cellular component (GO): nucleus
Molecular function (GO): DNA-binding transcription activator activity, RNA polymerase II-specific; RNA polymerase II cis-regulatory region sequence-specific DNA binding
Source: RefSeq, a predicted model, not a curated record
CACUCCUGUGAAGAGUGAAGCUGAAGAGGAAGCUCAGUCCUCUCAGCUUCAUCAAAGACAUACUGAACAGAUGAAAAUAGAAGCUGAUGGGGAUGAUUGUGGAGGACCAGAACCAGCCAGGAACACAGAUGCAGAUAGACCUCCAGAUCCUGAUGAAAAGACUGGAGACUCUUCAGAACCAGAUCCUGAUGACUCUGUUGAUUGGAAGAAGACCAGAGAACCUCAAUCAGGUUUAAACUCGUUGACUAAUGAUGAAGUUUCUGUCAGUGAUUCAAAAUGUAGUUCUAGUGAGAAACCAUUAAGCUGCUCUAAAUGUGGGAAAAGAUUUCACCUCAAAGGAAAUUUUAAGAAACACAUGUUAACUCACACAAGAGAGAAACCUUUCAGCUGCUCAGUCUGUAAAACAUGUUUUGCACACAGUGGAACUUUAAAGAGUCACAUGUUAACUCACACAGGAGAGAAACCUUUCAGCUGCUCAGUCUGUAAAACAUGUUUUGCACACAGUGGAACUUUAAAGAGUCACAUGUUGACGCACACAGGAGAGAAACCUUUCAGCUGCUCAGUCUGUAAAACAUGUUUUGCACACAGUGGAACUUUAAAGAGUCACAUGUUAAUGCACACAGGAGAGAAACCUUUCAGCUGCUCAGUCUGUAAAAGAUCUUUUACAGAGAGGGGACAUUUAAAGAGACACAUGUUAACUCACACAGGAGAGAAACCUUUCAGCUGCUCAGUCUGUAAAACAUCUUUUACAGAGAGCAGUCAUUUAAAGAGACACAUGUUAGCUCACACAGGUGAGAAACCUUUCAGCUGCUCAGUCUGUAAAAGAUGUUUUACACUGAGCAGUAAUUUAAAGAAACACAUGUUAACUCACACAGGAGAGAAACCUUUCAGCUGCUCAGUCUGUAAAAGAUGUUUUACACUGAGCAGUAAUUUAAAGAAACACAUGUUAACUCACACAGGAGAGAAACCUUUCAGCUGCUCAGUCUGUAAAAGAUGUUUUACACUGAGCAGUCAUUUAAAGAGACACAUGUUAACUCACACAGGAGAGAAACCUUUCAGCUGCUCACUCUGUAAAACAUCUUUUGCACGGAGUGGUCAUUUAAAGAGACACAUGUUAACUCACACAGGAGAGAAACCUUUCAGCUGCUCACUCUGUAAAACAUCUUUUGCACGGAGUGGUCAUUUAAAGAGUCACAUGUUAACUCACACAGGAGAGAACUCAUUUUAGUUGUUCUGGUUUUGGUAAAGUUGACAUUCAUUCGACUCCCUCACUUGUCAACAAGACCGUGAGAAACUGGACCUCCCUCGUUUGGGGCAGUGACUCACUUCCAACUGGGAGGACUCUAUCCACUAACCACUACGAAGCCAUCUCCACUAAGAGAAUAUUAUCUGGGUAGAGAAGUCACCGUGUUUGUUUUGUUUAGCUUUACCUGCCCUGUUCUUUGUCAUCGGGUAUUUUGUGAACCCCCGAGUGUUCCUGUUGUGCUUGUAGCUACUGUCAUAGCGAUCCAGUCUGCUGAGCUUUGUUGAGUUGAGAUCCUCCACCAAGAAUAUGUCAGCAGACUGAAUUUCAUCAGUUAUCGGUCCAAUGCCGCGGCUUUUGUGUGAUACAAUUAUAGUUACUGUACUUUACUGCUGCGGUGAGGAUCUGCCUUGUUUAGAGUACUUUCUUCUUAUUUUUGUUUCCAUCCAUCCACUCUCAUCCGCUUAGUCCGGGGUCGGGUCUUGGGGGCAGCAGACCCAGCAGGUUGACCCAGACUUCCCUCUCACCCGCAACAUUUUCCAGCUCUUUCUGGAGGAUCCUGAGGCGUUCCUAGGCCAGCAGCGAGAUGUAAUCCCUCCAGCGGGUCCUGGGUCUUCCCCGGGGUCUCUUCCCAGUUGGACGUACUUGGAAAACCUCUAAAGGGAGACGCCCGAACCACCUCAGCUGACUCCUUUCGAUGCGAAGGAGUAGCGGCUCGACACUAAGCUCCCUCCUGAUGUCCGAGCUCCGUACCCGAUCUCUAAGGCUGAGCCCGGCCACCCUACGCAGGAAACUCAUUUUGGCUGCUUGUAUUGGCUACCUUGUUCUUUUGGUCACGGCCCAAAGUUCGUAAGGAUUGGAACGUAGCCCGACCAGUAAAUUGAGAGCUUUGCCUUUCGGCUCAGCUCCUCUUCACCAAGAGGGUCCGGUAUAGCGCCUGUUUCACUGCUGCAGCCGCACCGAUCCGCCUGUCGAUCUCUCUCCAUCUUACCCUCACUCGUGAACCAGACCCAGAGAUACUUUAACUCCUUCGCUUGGGGCACUCUGUCCCACCUGGAGGAUCAAUCCACCGGUUUCCGGCAGAGCACCAUGGCCUCAGAUGUGGAGGUGCUGACUCUCAUCCCCGCCACUUCAAACUCAACUGCAAAACGCCCCAGUGGUGAUACACAAUAUUAUGGAAUUUGAUGAUUAUUGUUAAGGUUACAGUUUUAAAGAGCAGUCUCUGUGAUUAUUUUCUGCACAUGUGUUGUAAUGAUAGCUGGUUGUUAUCAUCAGAGCUCAGAUUCAAACCUUCACUGGUCGCCAUUAGCUAGCCAAUGCUAUUUUAAGUUGACAUGUGUGAUGGCAAAAACUAACCAAUAUAAUCACACCAGAGCUAAAGCUGUAGCUAGACUUCAUCCAGUUUGCAGAGUAAAAUCUUUAGGAUGAAUUGUUUAAAUUUCAAGUGAAACAUAUAGUGUAUUUGGGUUUUCUUUUAGCACCUACAGUACUGAAGUAGCACUGGGGGCGGAGCUCUUGAGGAGAGUUAAGCCCCAAGUCUUGGUACCAAUCGAUUCUAUUGACUCUUAUAUAUGUGUAUAUGUAUAUAGGUAUAUAUUAGGGAUGCACCGAUCUGAUCGGCGCCGAUCCAUAUCGGCCGAUAUUCCC